Molecule: messenger RNA, 2821 nt
Organism: Athalia rosae (coleseed sawfly)
Lineage: Eukaryota; Metazoa; Arthropoda; Insecta; Hymenoptera; Athaliidae
Product: beta-galactosidase
Exons: 10
Coding region: 136-2034 (632 amino acids)
Biological process (GO): carbohydrate metabolic process
Cellular component (GO): vacuole
Molecular function (GO): beta-galactosidase activity
Source: RefSeq, a predicted model, not a curated record
GUUGAGCGUUUGAUUCCUAACUGUAAAGACGUUUAGCAAGUCUCGUUUGUCUGGGAUCGCGGACGGACGAGAUUCACUCGUCGCGACGGAGCGGUUGAGUUGAGGUCGCGGAGUUCAACGAGAUAAACAGUCACGAUGACGCUGGCCGCGUUGAUAUUGGUGACGUCGAUCGCAUCGGGUAUCGUUUCGAGUCAAGCCUCGAUCACGAUAGACGCGGGCAACAAAACGGGACUCGGUUUUUCCGUGGACUAUGAGAACAACCAGUUCUUGCUCGAUGGGACGCCGUUUCGCUAUGUUUCGGGUAGUUUUCACUACUUCAGGGCACCCAGAGUCUACUGGAGGGAUAUAUUCAGGAAAAUGAGGGCGGCCGGGCUGAACGCAGUGUCCACUUACGUGGAGUGGAGUCUUCACGAACCGGAGAAAGGAAGAUGGGAAUGGUCCGGAGAAGCCGAUCUCGAGUACUUUCUUACUUUGGCACAAGAGGAGGAUCUCUUCGUCAUCCUAAGGCCAGGACCUUACAUAUGUGCCGAAAGAGACUUCGGCGGUUUACCUUUUUGGCUUCUCAGUCUCGCGCCAGACAUCAGACUCCGAACAAGCGACACUCGCUACAUGGAACAUGUAACGGACUACAUAAACGCGUUGAUGACGAGGGUCGGACCCUUUCUGAGGGGAAACGGCGGACCUGUCAUAAUGGUGCAGGUGGAGAACGAGUACGGCAGCUUCGACGCCUGCGAUCUGGGUUACAUGUCUCAAGUUCGUGACCUGAUGUCACGUCACGUGGGGAAUGACGCUUUACUCUACACGACGGACGGCGAUACCGCGGACAUGUUGAGAUGCGGAAUGGUACCCGAGGUCUACACAACCGUUGACUUUGGCACCAGCUCGAACGUCACGCGAGCCUUCGCGACGAUGCGUCUGUUUCAGCCGAGGGGUCCGCUGGUCAAUUCGGAAUUCUACUGCGGGUGGCUGACUCACUGGGAAGAGUCUUACAGCAAAGUGACCAGGAGAUCGGUGGCCUCGAAGUUGGACGAAAUAUUGAGAUUGGGGGCAUCCGUGAACUUGUACAUGUUCUACGGUGGAACGAACUUCGGUUUCACUUCUGGAGCGAACACCAGUCCUAAUUACCAACCGCAGUUGACAUCGUACGAUUACGACGCCCCGAUACGGGAGGACGGCGUUCUGACGAAGAAAUAUUUCGACAUCAAAAAAGUUGUGGAAAGGUAUCUUCCGAUUCCGAACAUCACGUUGGCCCCGGCAAGUUUGAAGGGAGAUUACGGAGCGGUGGCGAUGGAGCGAGUGAUAAGAUUGUUCGAUUCGUUGGCGCGAAGUUUGUUGGGAAGGCAGAAGCGGAAUGCGAACGAACCGCCGACCUUCGAGUCAUUCGGUAUACCCCUGGCAAUGGUAUUGUACGAGACCGAUCUACCGGAGAAUAGAACCGAUCCGAGCGUUCUUACCGCCGGUUUCUUGCACGACAGAGCGCUCGUCUAUCAGGGCGAUAGGCUAAUUGGUACCCUGAGUCGCACCCACAACGCGAGGACCUUGUCCCUACCGGACCCUUACGCGAAACGUCUGAAGAUAUUGGUCGAAAAUCAGGGCCACGUUAAUUAUGGAAAUAAGAUACACGACUUCAAGGGAGUGGGCAACGUGACGAUAAACGGUCUGCCUUUGGCCAAGUGGAACGCGACGGGCUUUCAUCUGGGGGAUGUCUCGCCGCUGCUCGGCCGCACGGCGGGCGUUGCGGCCGCCGCGGAAACGAAGGGGCUCAGCGACCACGGUCCAGUUUUCCUCAGGGGAACGUUCACGGUCUACGACGACCCACCGCUCGAUACUUUUUUGGACACUACGGGCUGGGGAAAGGGCAUCGCUUACAUCAACGGGCGUAAUUUAGGGCGAUACUGGCCGGCGGCCGGUCCGCAAAUGACGCUCUACGUACCGGCGCCCUUUUUGCAAAACGGGGAAAACGAAUUGAUCGUUUUGGAAUUAGAAAAUUUACGGGUACCCAGGGAGUUCAAGUUCUCAACAAGACCGAACUGAUCGAUCUUCGCUCGAUUACCGUCAAUCCGACCGAACGUAUGUCGAGACGAAACUCUUUCAGGGCGGUCGAAAGAUUCGAUAGAGAAAAAAAGAUGAAAAAACAAAAAAUUAUCCUUCCGUCGAAAAUAAUAUUUCACUCUCCGUAUUCCGCGGGACGCUUCUUCGGAUGCUCGCGGUUAACGAUAGAAAUGUUAUUUGCAAUUCGGGUUAUUCGUGUCGAUAAAUCGUCAUUUCUCUCGUCAUGAUAUUUCGCAUAUAGUUCUGGGUAUGCGGGUAUAUUACAACGCGGUGGAUGCGCGUGUUUCGCAGUUGAAAAUAACAGCGGUGGAUCCGUGACACGUAACUCAACGCCGUGUGCAUUUGCAGCAGUUUUUCAAAUACAAUAUCAUAAUUCCAUGAAUCAUAACGGUUGGCUCGUAAAAUAUACGUAUAUCUCACACGCACGAUGUUUUGCAUUAUUUUCUACCACCUGACAUUUUCCAAACCGUAUAACGUUCGCCUAUAUUUCAUUCGCGUUAACCCUCUGGUUUAUUACACGUUUAUAUCGUGUACAACAUACGUACCAACCCGCGAAACAAUGGUUUUCAAAAUAGAACUCGUUAUCCGGGCUCUUCUGUGAAAUAGUUACAAAAUCUAAUUAUCUCGUCUAACGACCAAUUUUGCCAUUUCCAUUAAACAAGACAUUCCGUUAAUUUCGUUUUAAUGUGUUUUUGUAUGUAACAUAACAAUUUAAAAUACACGUUAAAUUCAAAUUCACUGACAAAUAUAACGUAUCGUGAAGAUUCAA